ACAGUAGAUUGUUUAGGAGGAUUUAGUAGAUUUGAUGCUUGAGAAUUAGCUUAGUGACAAGCUAGUCAAGACAGUGAGAAGAGGUAAUUAGCUUGGUAACUGGUUUCAUCUCUGGACCCUUUUUACUCUGUUGUUUUUGAGUUCUACGCCACAAUGCCUAUAAAUGGCAAUAAAGCCCUCAAGCUUCAGUUUGGGCUGAUUAAUUAUGAAAAUCGCUACCUGACAGCAGAGGCUUUUGGAUUCAAAGUGAAUGCUUCAGCUCCAAGUCUCAAGAAGAAGCAGAUCUGGACACUUGAGCAAGAUGAGACUGAUGGCCAAGUGGUGUAUUUACAGAGCCACCUGGGCCGCUACCUGGCUUCUGACAAAGAUGGCAAGGUGAGUUGUGAUGCUGAGACACGAGAGAAUGUCUGCAGGUUCAUAAUUGUGGCGCAGUCAGAUGGCCGCUGGGCCUUGCAGUCUGAGCCACACCUGCGCUUCUUUGGAGGGUCAAAAGACCACCUGUCCUGCUUUGCUCAGACCAUUGGUGAACCAGAGCUCUGGACUAUGCACCUGGCCCUUCACCCACAAGCCAACCUGCUAAGUGUAGCCCGCAAGCGUUAUGCUCAUCUGUCUGCACCUGACAGUGAAAUCGCUGUGGACAGCAACAUUCCAUGGGGUGUUGAUGCUCUUCUAACUCUGGUUUAUGUGGAUGGCAAAUACUGCCUAAAGACCAGUGAUAGCCGCUUCUUAAGCAAUGAUGGGAAACUGUUGUUUGAAAAUGGCCGUGGAACUGUAUACACAUUGGAGCUGAAAUCGGGCAAGUUAGCCUUUAAGGACUGUGAAGGAAAGUACUUGAGCCCAAUGGGACCAACAGGUACCUUACGAUCAGGACGCUGCUCCAAACCAGGCAAGGACGAGUUGUUUGACCUAGAGGAGAGUCAUCCACAGGUGGUGUUUCAAGCAGCCAAUAAUAGAUUUGUCUCCAUUCGACAAGGGGUGAACAUCUCGGCAAAUCAGGAUGAUGAAACAGACAUGGAGACUUUUCAAAUGGAGAUUGAUAAAGAAAGCAAAAAGUGCAAGUUCAGGACAAAUGAAGGCAACUACUGGACGCUUGUAGCUCAUGGAGGCAUCCAGUCCACAGCCAAAGAAGUAAGUGCCAACACCAUGUUUGAUAUUGUGUGGCUUGGACGACGUGUGGCACUGCAAGCUAGCAAUGGGAAAUAUGUGUGCACCAAAAAGAAUGGACAACUUGCUGCAGUUAGCGACUCUAUAGGCGAGGAUGAACAGUUGAUUUUGAAGCUGAUCAAUAGGCCCAUCCUAAUUCUCCGGGGAGAGAAUGGAUAUGUGUGCCAUCACAAAAACUCGAACACACUAGAUGCAAACCGCUCAGUUUAUGACAUCUUCACAUUACAAUUCAGUGAUGGGGCAUACCAUGUUAAAGGUGCAGGAGGGCGGUUCUGGUAUGUGUCCAGCACUGGCUUGGUUUGUUCAGAUGGAGACACACCUGAAGACUUCUGCUUUGAGUUCUUAGAGCAUGGCCGCAUUGGAAUAAAGGGCAAAAAUGGCAAGUACCUGCGUGGAGACCAGGGGGGCACACUGAAAUGUGAUGGAGAAACUGCAGAUAGCUCAUCUCUCUGGGAAUAUUGACACCUAGUGGUCAUUUUAAGGACGUUUCCAUCUCCUGCCUCUCAAAAACCUUGUUAUGGGUUAUCAUGGGGCUCAGGGGGCAUGGUAUUUUUGAACAUGGAUUGUUGGAGAAAUACACGUGUGGGUUAAACAGAUGUUUUCUUUGUAUAUUAGCAUAUGUCAGUACUUUCUCAAUAGCUAUUCAGAUUUUGAACGUGAUAGUAAACCAAAGACUUUUAACUUGAAAGGUUUUUAAGUUCUGAAUAUUUCUUAAAGUAUUAAGUUAUGUAGCUUAAUGUAGCUUUUACCCUAUAUUUACACACUACAUCUUGUUGAUUUUUAGCAUUGUUUAAUAAUUACCUUUCCCAAAAUUUUGUACAGUCUUAAAAUCUUAAAAAGUCCUAACUUGGUAUCUGCCAAAGGGCCUUAACCAAUGUUGUUCUUUCUGAUCACUUCCUCCACAGGCUUAUUUGCUUUAUUCAUUCUUUUAUUCUUGCCAAUCCUUAAAGAAGGGGUAGUUUAAGUACUGCAGCUGCAGAGUGCUGCAUUUGUAAUAUUUGUACUUAUGGAGUGUGGCACUCACACAAAAAUGGUUUCAUUAAAAGGCUUGUCAUAUUUUUACUAAAAACAUCAUGAUGAAACUGCUGCAGAUAAAAUUCAGAAUGAUUACUUCCAUCAACCAUCUGGUGUAUUCAAGAUUUCUGUAACUGUAUGUCAUCUCUGUUUUUCCUCUCAGAUUAGGUAAGAAUAAAAAAAACUCUCUCUGUGACUGGAGUGAAUUUCAUAAGUUAGUACAAUUUGGCAACUUAAUGUAGCUUUAAGAUAAUGAAGAUUAAAAUAUAACUUUAAAAAAGUUUAUAUUAUUAAACUAUGACUCUUAUUAAAAUGUUUUUCCAACUAAAAAUUUCUCAGUCAAAUAUUA
Pangasianodon hypophthalmus (striped catfish) is the source of this 2527-nucleotide messenger RNA. It is a transcript of the gene fscn2b, whose product is annotated as fascin actin-bundling protein 2b, retinal. The transcript is spliced from 5 exons. Bases 154 to 1626 code for a protein of 490 amino acids. Gene Ontology annotation, molecular function: protein-macromolecule adaptor activity; actin filament binding. Gene Ontology annotation, cellular component: cytoplasm; actin cytoskeleton. The record is from RefSeq and is a predicted model, not a curated record. Gene Ontology annotation, biological process: cell migration; establishment or maintenance of cell polarity; actin filament bundle assembly. Lineage: Eukaryota; Metazoa; Chordata; Actinopteri; Siluriformes; Pangasiidae.